AUGCCGCAGAAGAGGCUCCGCCGCCGCCGCAGGAGGUCUCCUCGCGAAGGACGAUCAUCCCGCCGGCGCCGUGAUGAAGAAGGCGCAUCUUUAUCUGCCCCCGUUGUCGAAUCGGAUAGCAGCAGCGUGACUUCCGGCGCACCGGCGCCCGAACUCCUCGACGAGCCGCCGGCCCGCGAGUACGAGUCGAGGUACCAUGAGAUCCUCGCCUCGCGCCUCGCCCAACUGCCUCUACCAGCCUGCGCCGACGAGGAAGGCCCAAAUCUCCCCUCCGACGAAACCGUCGAAGCCCUCGUUCGUUCCUCCUUCUACGAUGACGAGCUGCGGGCUGCUCUGGUAGAGUACCAAGCCCACAAGCUCUUGAGCCGACCAGAUGAUGUCCAUGGACGAGAUGGAGAUUCAGGAGAAGUUGAUUCGUCCUCCUCACUGAUGGAUGAUAUCACCGAGGAGGAGUUCUCGAGAGACCGUGAAGUGCUCAGCUCUCGCAGACAUGAAAUUGAUCACACUGAGGCUGAAUUGGAAGAAGAGGAGGCGGACAGGCUCAGCCACAAGUAUGCACGAUAUCGCCUCAAAGCUUGCCUGUUGCUGAAAGGAAUGCCUAUUGACGAUGCUGCACUGGAAUGCAAGUACACUCCAGAGCUUGCCUUGGAUUACCUGAGUGAUGGAGCCUUCGGCUGGUGUUUCGACUUGAACCUCUGUUUGCCCGUGUCCUUGAGCGACUAUCAGCGACUAGUCCCUUGUAAUGAAGGGGGCGAUGAGUAUGAAAGUUGGAGUGAAUACCGAGAGUUUUAUAGCACCCCUGGAACUGAUAGAGAUUAUCUGCUGUACUGGGAUACAAUUGUGAAGGAUCUUAAGUGGAUUGAAGAACAUGUGCUUAAAAGCUUUUCUGAGUGGCAUGAAUUGCACGAAAAAGCUUCAUGCCAAGCAGUUAGGAUUGCUGCUAGGUUCACAAACAUCCAUCCGAGGCUAGCAUAUUAUGGUUUCCUGGAGUAUAAACAGAGCACACGCUUUUAUCUCAAGUUCGUGAAAGAUCUCGACUAUGUGUUUUUUGAGAUUUGGAAGCUGGUCAAUCGUCAGAUUUGUUUCAGAGAUGCUAUGCAGCAUGUUUAUGAGGAGAACCCGUUUCCAUUACGCAAACGUGAGUUGGAGCGCGAGCUGAGUCGCUCUGGCUCGUUCAGAUUGGAGGAACAAUUUCGACGGUGCACGGAGGGCAUCAGUAAGGAAGUUCCAGAGUGGAUAGCGCGUAAGUUAAUUUCGCAGGAAGUUAGAUUCAAGUGUGCUCUGCCAAAGACAUAUGCGCAGUACGCUAGGAAGAAGCUCAAGAUUGCAGAAGUCAUAGGAUUGAUUCCCAAGGCCGAGAUACAAGCCUAGUGUGUGUGUCGCUGGCGUGCAUAGUGUGGUCUUUUGGGAUCACAUCCAGAAACAAAACUGUAAUAUCGCAAGGUUAGCUACUCCACGUAUGAUUAAACGCCUACGCACUUGAA
Triticum dicoccoides is the source of this 1484-nucleotide messenger RNA. RefSeq lists its product as uncharacterized. The record is from RefSeq and is a predicted model, not a curated record. The transcript has 10 exons. Bases 1 to 1371 code for a protein of 456 amino acids. NCBI's taxonomy places the organism in Eukaryota, Viridiplantae, Streptophyta, Magnoliopsida, Poales, Poaceae.